Molecule: messenger RNA, 1647 nt
Organism: Priceomyces carsonii
Lineage: Eukaryota; Fungi; Ascomycota; Pichiomycetes; Serinales; Debaryomycetaceae
Exons: 1
Coding region: 1-1647 (548 amino acids)
Source: RefSeq, a predicted model, not a curated record
AUGAAUUGGAAAGAGGUUGCGGCAAAAGCACGUCAAAAUUUGGAUGACUCCAUACCUAAGGAUUUAAGAAUUGAAGAUGAUAAGUUGGAAACCAAUAUCAUGCGUCACUGUUCUGUGGAUGAACAUAAAGACUUGAUCUCUCCACGAGAGAGAGAGAUUACCUCCUUGGACGCAACCCAGCUACUUCAAGCUAUCAAAAAUAAAAAAUAUAAAGCAGUAGAAGUAUUCAAAGCCUUCUGCACAACGGCUGCGGUAGUCCAUCAAUUGACGAAUUCGUUAACUGAGUACUUUCCAGAGGAAGGUCUCCAGAGAGCAAUUGAGCUUGACGAGUACUACGAACGGACAGGAAAGCUUUUUGGUUCUCUACACGGACUUCCAAUAAGUAUUAAGGACCAUCUCGAGCUAGCUGGACACCUCGCUAACAUGGGCUUUGUCGCUUGGGCUGAUAGGCGCAGUCCUGCAAAAGAGGAUGGAAUAGUGAAAGCUCUUCGAGACGAAGGUGCUGUCUUUUAUAUAAAGACGGCCAUGCCUAUGUCUGGAAUGGUACUUGAAACUGCAAGCAAUCUCUGGGGAAACGUAAGGAAUCCAUACAAUCGAAGACUCACUUCAGGCGGAUCUUCUGGGGGAGAAGCUGUGAUGGUAGCAAUGGGAGGAUCAGCGAUUGGGAUUGGGACUGACACAGCUGGUAGCAUUCGCUGUCCUGCUGCGUUUUGUGGUUUAUAUGCUCUUAAGCCUACAUGUUAUAGAUUUGCUUAUACUGGUAUGCUUUUUCCUAGUCCAAGUCAAAUCUCAAUUGCGGGUUGCCCAGGACCUAUUGCCAAAUCGAUGGCAGAUGUAAAGAUGCUUUCAAAGUUUCUAGUAGACUCCGAGCCUUGGGAAAGUGAUCCAAAUGUUGUGCCAAUCCCUUGGAAAAACGAUGUAACAUACUCCGAUUCCAAAAAAUUAUGCAUCGGGGUAAUUAGAAGCGACGGAGCAGUCACUCCUCAUCCUCCUGUGCUAAGGGCUAUAGAUUUGGCUGUUGAAAGGCUCAGGGAAGAUGGGCAUGAGGUCAUAGAAUUAGAUCUUCCAUUUGAUGCCUACGAGUUAAUGGAACAAGCAUCUAAAAUGUAUUUUCUCUCAGGUUUCAAAGAAUGCAAGGAGCUUUGCGCCCAAUCAGGCGAGCCUUUAAUACCUGCACUCACGACGAUCUUGGAGAGAUAUAAUAUCAAAGAAUUUGGUGGAUCUGUUAACUUCAAAGUUAAUGCCUAUAGGAAUGGAGUGCGAAAGAAGUUUUUAGAAAUGUGGAAAUCGACAGCAUCAAAGUCCAGUUCAGGUGGACAAAUAGAGGCCAUUGUAACGGCAAACUCAGCUUGUUGCUCAUUUCCACAUAACUUUUUACCUUGGUGGGGGUAUACUACAACCUAUAAUGUAUUAGACGUUCCCAGCUUGGUAAUUCCUCUUAAAGAUCAAAUGUCUGAUCCUAAAGUUGAUUUAAAGGAUAAUCAUUAUGAACCAUUAAAUGACUGGGAUAAAAGCAACUACGAGAUAUAUGAUCCUGAAUUGUUCAAGGAUAUUCCUUUAAACAUUCAGCUAGUGGGAAGAAGAUAUCUUGAGGAGGAACUUAUUGCAAUUGGGGAAGUAGUCGAUAGUUCGUUAAAUAAAAAGUAA